AUGGAGGAUGUGGGUGGAGCCUCUGAGCUGGCCUUCCUAUUGGAGCCCAGUGAUGUCAUAGCAGUCAGGGACCGCCCACUGCUGCUGAGCUGCCAGGUGGAGGGCGAGGGGCCGAUCACGGUGACGUGGCGCAAAAAUGGGAUCCCGGUGGCGACGGGCCAGCGGGCCAGCGUUCUGGCCAACGGCUCACUGCUGAUCCAGAACUUCCACAAGCGGCGGGAGAGCAACGAGACGGACGCCGGGGAAUAUGACUGCGCCGCACAGAGCCGAUACGGCAUAGUGGUCAGCCGUAAGGCCCGGGUCCAGCUGGCCUCUCUCCCGAAGUUCCACACCCACCCGGAGUCGAUGACGGUGGACGAGGGGGGCGUGGCUCGGUUCCAGUGUCAAGUGAACGGCAUUCCCGAGGCCAACAUCACCUGGGAGAAGAAUCGGACCGCUCUGAGCACCAAGGACAACAGGUACACGCUCCUGCCCGCGGGCAUCCUGCAGAUCACUGGCGUGCGCCGAGCCGACACGGGGGUGUACCGCUGCGUGGCCACCAACAUUGCCAAUACCCGCUACAGCCAGGAGGCCCAGCUCAACGUCACCGUGGCGGCACCAAAAACCUACAAAGAACCGGUCAUCCUCUCCGGCCCUCAGAACCUCACCAUCACUGUACACCAGACGGCCAUCUUGGAGUGCAUCGCCACCGGCAACCCCCGGCCAAUCGUGUCCUGGAGCAGGCUGGACGGCCGCUCCAUCGGCGUGGAGGGGAUCCAGGUCCUGGGGACGGGGAACCUGAUGAUUUCCGACGUGUCCCUGCAGCACUCGGGGGUGUACGUGUGCGCCGCCAACCGCCCCGGCACCAGGGUGAGGCGCACGGCGCUGGGCCGGCUGGUCGUGCAAGAGGCUCUUCCUGGCCUUUGGUCUCAUCAAGCACGUUCCCCCCCUUCUGCGUCCCGGGUCGGGGCGGGGGGCUGUACUGAUUUGAUUCGGCCCAGGCAGGACAGCCGGGCUCUCAAGCAGCAGGACGGAGCCUUGGAGGUGUGA
Molecule: messenger RNA, 1029 nt
Organism: Lepisosteus oculatus (spotted gar)
Lineage: Eukaryota; Metazoa; Chordata; Actinopteri; Semionotiformes; Lepisosteidae
Source: RefSeq, a predicted model, not a curated record